Monopterus albus (swamp eel) is the source of this 10810-nucleotide messenger RNA. It is a transcript of the gene map4l, whose product is annotated as microtubule associated protein 4 like. The coding region runs from base 137 to 3448 and encodes 1103 amino acids. Gene Ontology annotation, biological process: microtubule cytoskeleton organization; neuron projection development. The record is from RefSeq and is a predicted model, not a curated record. NCBI's taxonomy places the organism in Eukaryota, Metazoa, Chordata, Actinopteri, Synbranchiformes, Synbranchidae. The transcript is spliced from 17 exons. Gene Ontology annotation, cellular component: neuron projection. Gene Ontology annotation, molecular function: microtubule binding.
GGAUGGGAGGGAGGUGGGGCCUGUCUGCUGCCAGCAGUCUGCUCUGCAAGCAACGAAAGGUGGAGAGAUUUUCACCAUCACACUCUGACAGUCUUACGCAUAUAUACAGUCAGCGACGGAAACAUCGAAACGAACUAUGGACCUGAGCCUGCGAGAUGCUCUGGGUGGGGGUGGAGGUGGGGUCCCAGGUAUGGCUCCUGCUGAGGCCAUGCUGAAGAGAGAUUUUGUGGCCACACUGGAGAAGGAGAGCUAUGACGACAAGGUGGGGGAGACAGUAUCCAAGAGUGACUACCGACCCUUACUUGAUGGAAAAGACACCAAGAGCGGACCAGGGAUGAUGUCGUCAGUGAUGUCAUCAGGCGGACGUCAAGACCCACCUGGACAGCAUGUCUUCAGCUCUGACUAUUUGUCUGGCUCCUCUCAGUCUGGGAUGGGAGGGACCAUGGGGUCCGGGCUGCCACCAUUCCAGACAAGUAUCAGCGCCACUCACGGCCAGUCUGGGAUGAGUUCAGCUGUGGACACCCAGAAGAGUUCGGGCCUGUUUGGUCUGGAAAACAAGACCACCAGUAACACCGGUGGACACAGUCUGUUUAAAACUAGUGAUCCGUUUUCUUCUGGUGGCCCAGGAAUCCACUCUAUGGAUUACUCUACAGCUCCCAUCCUCUCUCCCAGUGGCUCAGUGGAUGACAGCAGUCCCACAUCUUCCACUUCUGAACCCCUCAGCCCAGAGAGAGCAAGGUCGGGGAUUGAGGUUGACAAGCAACAGCAGAGACAGCGGAAGAAGAAGAGGAAGGACCGUGAUGAGGUGUACAGCUUCUUGGAUAGCCAGGACAAUAAGACUGGCCAAUCAGACAUGCAAGGGAUGCAGGACAGGGACGAACAAGAGGUGGAGGAAGAAGAAGAUAUGAAGGAAAAUUGGGAGUGGGAGAUCAGACAGAGUGGAGGAGCGGGUAGAGUGAAAAGCAGGAAGACUAAGACUCGGGCAAGACUUCCAGAGGAGUGGGGAGCACCUCAGAAGCCUGUCUCUCCCACACCAGGAACAGCUGCUCCUACCUGGGCUACAGCUACUGACUCUGGUCCCCCUGACUUCAAAGCUCUGAACUCCAGCCACAGCCCUGUUUUGCCCUCCACCCCUGCACAAAUACCCACAUGUAUCACUAACUGUUCUUCUGCUAGCCCUUUUACAUCAUCCCCACGUUCAUAUGAGCCCAUGUCUGUAGACAAUUUCCGCAUCUCUGCUGAAGAUGGGCAAAAGGCAAAUGAUGACAAAGUUUCUACCAGCAAACCUGAAACUAAUAUUAACAUAGCAGCUGGUACAUCCACCUCCAAGAGUAGCUUGGCUGGGGAUGUAAGUGGUAGUCUAGCAUUUAUGACAGGGGAUAGUCUGUGCCCAGUCUCCCAGACCUUCUCUUUCCUUGAUUCUGUCCUCCAGACCCCUCCUGGCUCCACCCCUGACUCACAGAUCACUACCCCCAUGACCAACAUCCCCUCCCAUGCUACUACUCCCCUGACAAAGUCCACGCCAACAGAAACCACCAGUUCUGUUUCACAAGCUUGUUCUGUUCCCAAGAAUAUUCCAGAAGUUCUUCCUACUGCCAUUUUCCCUACCAACCCAACUGCAGUGGAAUCAACCCUCAACAUUGAUGCCAAGUCUUUUGUCCCCUCAGCUACACUCAUACCUUCCUCAGUUACUUCCGGUACACCUGCACUUAAUCCUCUUAUUAGUACACCCACCACCUCAGCCACGCCACUUAGUUCAGCUUCUUCCUGUAAGAAUGAAGUUGCCCCCACUUCACCAUCAGACACUCUGCUCCAAACGGUAGCCAUGCCCCUUAGCUCAGCCACACCACCUCCCUCCAUGACCCCUGCAGUCCCUGCCUAUCUCCCAGCACACUCAGAGAACCAGGAGUCCUCAUCGCCACAUCUCCCCCCACUGGAAGUGAAAUCUGACAAGGACAAGCAGGAGAAGACAGACGUCAUGUCUGAUAAAACUAAGACCAACGCCUUUGACAAAGAGAAAGAGGAGCAGCAGAAGAAAGACAGCGACCCAGACAAGAACCAGAUGUCUGAAAAGAUUCUCAAAGAUAACGAAAAGAUCAAUAAGAUGAAUGCAGAGAAAAACAAGACCGAGAAAGCAGAAAAGGUGGACAAGCCGGAGAAGACCAACAAAGAUAAGAAGGAAGAGGAGAAAAAGCUGGCUGAGAAGAAGGAGAAGGGAGAAAAAGGCACAGCCAAAUCUCCAACAGGCAAUAACAAGAAGACCCUGCCAAGCCCUGACAGCAAGAUCAAGCCUGACAUGGGUUCAGCUAAACCAAACUCCACCAAACCCCGUCCAUCCACCCUCUCCAGCAAUGGGGAGGCCACCUCUGCCAAACAUCCCUCCAGCACAACACCCUCAACCAAUAAAAAAAGCCCUGUCCCCAAGGUCACUACACCCACUGCCACCAAGCGGACACCACUGGCAACUGGCUCCGCCAAGGCUGCCAAGACUCCAGAAAAUGUUACGGCUGACAAACACCCAAAGGCCACACCCCGUUCAGCUUCCAAUAAGGACAGCUCCUCUGUGGCUGCUGCAAGCAAAACUGCUGCCAACAAGAAUGACAAGGCUGAGAGCAAGACAGGAGAAGUCAAGAAACCCAAGACUGCAGCUCGUCCUCGCACGGCCACCACCACCACUCCUGCUACUCCGGCUGCCUUCACCAAUGGUGAAGCCACCACUACUCACCGACGCCGAGUCAUCACCAAACCCCCUGUGCCCAAACAAACCCCACUGGAAAAGAAGCCAGCAGUGCCCCAUGCCCCUCGAACCCCCCGGCCUAUCAAUGCCCCAACACCAGACCUGAAGAACGUUCGUUCCAAGAUUGGAUCCACUGACAACAUCAAGUACCAGCCAGGUGGAGGAAAGGUCUCCUCCAGCCCGAACAACAAGACAUCAGACCCUUCCACCCCUCCCGGCAAGGCCAGAGUUCAGAUAAUGCACAAAAAGUUGGACUUCAGCCAUGUCACCUCUCGCUGUGGCUCCAAGGACAAUAUCAAACAUGUCCCUGGAGGUGGCAAAGUGCAGAUCUUGAAUAAGAAGGUUGAUGUGAGUAAGGUGACAUCCAAAUGCGGCUCCAAGGACAACAUCAAACACAAGCCAGGUGGUGGUGAUGUUAAGAUUGAGGCCCAUAAACUAAACGUUAAAGCUAAGUCAAAGAUUGGAUCCCUGGACAAUGUGGGACCAGGAAAUGGACAGGCCAAUGGACACAAGGAGGAGAAAACAGAGGAGAAGACAUUUUCACCUCCAAGUGGCGUGCCGACAACAGGACCAGCAGGCGUUGCUAAGGCAACCGCACCAGGAGGUGUUGCUAAGGAAAAUGGAGUGAAGGAGCAAACACCCACUCCUUUUGGGGGAGAUGGACUGAGGGAGCCCCUUAGCAUAGACAAAGGCAUUGCUGGCACAAAUUGAGUACCACUGACCUGUAGAUUUUGGUGGGCCACACACAAUGCUCGCUAACCUGCCAAUCAACAGACCGACCAACCAACCAACCUAUCACAGCUCCACUUUUAAUCUCACCCUUUGCAGCACCAGACUGAAAGAUUGCCUCUCAGUGUUUCUCUGGGGUCUACCUGCCAGCUUCCUGCUAUAAACCUUUACAUCCGACUUCUCAGCACCCUUGGAAUGACCUUUAGCCCUGUUUAUGAUAGAGAGGAGCACUUGCUGUUUGUCUGUGUUUCUCUGCGUGGGAUUCCACUAGCUUCUUGAAUUCCCUUGUAAGCACUUAUUUUGAAAACCCCAAAUCUAACUCCAACACAAUAAAUCCAUGAUCAUAGUCAAGCUGUAUUGAGUAUAUUGAGCAUUGCUAGAUUUUCUUGUCUAAGUUAAACAUUUGCACAUAUAACCCUUAAUACCCUGUGGACACAACAUUUCUGAGACCUUAGUCUUUAACAGGCCUUCAAAACUACUUUGAUACUGCAAACUUGCUAGUAGACCUAUGGUAAUGCUACUUUUUGCCCCACCUCCAUUCCAAGUCCAUGCCCGUGUAGCUCUGAACUUAGUUCCCUUGGUAUUACUGCCCUACUUUGUCAGAUUAAUUAUGGAAAUACUUAUUUAUUUCUGGACUAUUAAUAUCAUGAAAUGCUCAGCUAGUAGUGAUUGGUGAGGGCAAGGGCUUAUGCAGAGUAGAGUAGAUAUAAUUGGAGAUAUUUUAAUACAGAUCUAAAGAAUCAAAAUAGAAGCUUUCAGAAUGUCAGAUAAUUCCUGUGUUGUGUAAUUAAGAUGCAUUUAUUGACAGUGCUUAUGAGGAACUUGACAACAGAGCAAGCUGGAGCAGUGAUUCUAAAAGGGGGUAUUAAACACUUUGUGGUUAUUAAAGAUAGUAUAAACAAAGCUAAAGUGCUAGCUGCUGCCCUUUUUAGUCAAGUGACAUGAGCACUGAUGCACAGUAUACAGUAUGUAGCACUUUUCUUAUUGCAUACAGUGUCAACCACCAUGUGACAGGCUGCUGACCAGGUUACACCAGCACUUAAAAUUGUGAAAUUUUCUUUUUAAAAAAUCACUUUAUUUUGAUAGAAUCAACACAAACCACGAGUUUUUGUUCAAAUUGUGCUAAUGUGGGGAAAAGGGGGAAAAAGCUCAAGCUCUACAAGCUAACCAGCUUACCAACUGUCCACUACCAAGCUGGUUAAAAGGUUGAGCCUUUUCCCCCUUUUCAGGAACUUUUUAAUGAAUGAAAUCAUGUACAUGCAAAAUUCUAUGGGUGAGUAAACAACCUAGCACAGAGACAACAGAACAAAGCUCAGACAGCUGGUGUAAAUGACUAGCACUCGCAUGUUCUCUGCUGCUAGGGUACCAGUAGUUUACAAGCUAGCCCUGUGAGUGUUCUUUACACCACCAAGCCCCAAGAACCAUGAAAAUGAAUUUCACCACAACACAGUAUUUUGAGCAUUACUUUGUCCAUUAUCAGCUCUGGUCAUAUGGUGUUAACACAAGUCCACAAACUACUGUUAAUGUUACAGCACGGCAUCCCUGUUCAGUUUGGUUUUAAACAAAUAAAAAAGCACUAAGUAUAACACAUUAUACAACAGAUCAAUCUCAGUGUAACACCAUAGAUUGUAUAUAAAGAUGGACAAUGUGGCAGCUCUCAGAAGUGAAUCCGCUUAUAUACAGUCUAUAUGUAACACAUGAAACCUUUAUACUUUAUCUCCAAAAUAAACUCACACACUUAUAUUCUUGACCUUUAGCAUAAACUCUGUUGCUGCCUAAACUUUUAAUCUUAUUUUUUCUGUAUGUCUUUGUCCGCCACAGCACAUCCAACCCUGUUCUCCUGUUUCACAAUACUUUGCUUCCCAUGCUUUCUAAUCACUUGAUACCAAACCUUCCAUGUUUCCUUCAGCCCCACUCAUGAAUUCCCCUGUGAGGGACCCCAGCAGUCACCCUGAAUCAACAUGUGGCUAUUAGAGACAGACAGACUGCAAAGCCAUACCAUCUUUAAAGUUGUGGUUGGUACAUCCUAGAAUCCUCUCUGUGAAACCUGCUAGCUUUGUUCACACACCAACACAUACACAAAAGCACAGAUCUAUACAGGAAAGCACACACAUGCUUGCUGAUAUACACGUCCCCCCUCACACACAGAAAUCAGCAUACUGUACAUAUACAAAAAGUAUAAUAUACACCAACAAAAUUGAGCACCCUAAAAUAAAAAUGGUAUACUGCUCAUAAAGGUAUUGCUCCAUUCUAGAAUGAAACCAAACCUUUAUUGUGUUUUGGUAGUCUACGCUGAUGUCAUUAAAACAGCAAGGAGCUGUGUCAGUGUGUUGUUCCUAUCAUAGUCACUGUCAGACAUUUUCAUCCUAGGCUCACCUCAUCUUGACACCUGCUGGUCUAGUUGCUCCCCCUGUGUUUCACUCCAACUCUCUGACAGCAAUACAGUGAUCUUAGCUGAGGAAGCCUCCUGUUAUCUGUGCAUACACAUAAUGUACAAACAAAAAGAGAAGGAUAGACAGGGAAUGACUACAGAACGUAACAGGUACUGUAGCUGGAGAUGCCAGUUAAAAUGACUAAUGGAACUACCCAACUCCAAAAUGUCAUAAAUGCCGUAAGACACAGCCCAGAAUGGUCUGCAAAUAAUGUAGUCUUUCUAAUGAAUAAAUAUGUCCUUGUAAAAUAUCGAUCCACAUUUUAAGUGAUAAAACUAUUUAAAAUGGCAGUAGCACACUCAGUUUUAAAGCAAAUUCAAACCAGUGGUUGAUGAUAAAGCAGCCCAGAGUUGUAGGAAGUGUUAUUUUGAUCAGUUUGCACAAUUGUUAAAUGUCUUAAAUGGACUACUGUGAAGAAGAGUUGUAACAUUUUGGUCUGUUAUUAAUUAUUUUAAGUAUUCACCUAAAUUCAGCUUUGGCAUUCUAUUUAAACAACACUGUGAUGUGAUUUUGAUUUAAGCAUUGUUAUGUGUCAAACCACUAAAACAAGUAGAAGCAGGGAUUUUAAAGGAGAAGGUCCUGUCUAAUCACUGUAAUUCUGCUUGGAUGGUGUCUGCUGAUACCAUGAAGGAUUAGUGACGUAUUUGUGGAGUGUUACUGUAGUUGUCAGAUGCGUGAAGUGUUACUACCGAAUCCAUCCUGUAGAGAGUGCUGCUUCGCCUCUGGAACACUGAUAGUCUGACUCAGACUUCAUGAAGUCUGACUAAGAAACCUUAAGUGACCAUUAGAGAAGCUACAGUAGAAUUACAUGUGGUUCUCAUUUAAACUAGCUUUGAUGGCCACACUAUAUGUCUCCCACACUAUAUACUAUCAACAUCAUAUAACAUAUGUACAGUUCCCUUCAAAAGUCGUGCACUUCAAAUGUCUUGAUUACUUGAUGCACUGCAGUGAUAUUAAACUGAAUAUUGGUACAUCUUUGUCAACCGUGUACUGUAAGUGUGCUUUUAGGAGCAAAACAGUUUUGGUAGUUAGAUAAAGUUAUGAUCAUCAAACAGCAAUUGAUCAAAUAGUCAACAAUAAUGACUAGGCAAAUGCAGACAUCAUAUAGGUAUAUUUAAUAUUGUAUUGUUCCCUCCAAGUCAUUCCCAUGAGUUGCCUAAAAGCAAAACAUAUCACAUAACGUGUGUGGAUCGAAUGUAAAAAUAAUAAUGUGAAUCUUCCUUCAGCAAUUGAAGAAGGGAUGAAAGCACUUUAAUAGGUGUAGGCAGUGGUCUGCGUGUACAGACUGUACGACUGAGUGCUGGAAUCUCAGUGUGACAGUAUGUUACCAUGUGAAGGGAUGAGCUGAUGCUGUAUAUCCUUGAGGACACACCAAUACCCCUUUAUAUUGGCCAGUUUAGUGGCUUUUAGUGGAACUUUGGUCAUCUGUGUUGUGCUAUUGGCUAUGAUGGUUUAACACUCGACUGUCCAGUCUGCCCUCAUGUUGUUCCUGUUAACAUUCAUUGGUUCUUACUUUAUGACCAAGCUUCAAAGUCACAUUUUCUAAGUGGGAAAGUUUCCAUUUGUGGUCAUUCCAUGGUUCAUUCUGAGGUUUGAGGAAUUUGGCCAAUGCUCAUCUUAUAUGACGUUUUGAGAUGACUGACAUCACAAUUGCCUCUGGUCGAAUGUUAUAAAUGCCAUGAAUAAUUUUAGGAAACAGUAUGUUAUGCAAAUGUAUGUAAUUAGCUUUCCCCUAGAAAAGUGAAAAUGAGAACUUCCAACAACUUUAUUUUAAUGAGACGCAUCUAAACCAUGGAUUUUUUACCAGUGGUCUGCAGCCCCCUGGUGGUUCAAGAAGGCAAUGCAUGUGGUCCCUGAUCAUGCAUUCAAUAGGGUAGUUUGACUGAAGGAAUCUUUUUUAAAGAUUUUUGAUCUAUUUCCAUGCAUUACUUAUUGUUUGUGAAUAAUCAAAAUUAUGCAAAUAUAUAACAUUUAGAAAAGUGGAUCAAAAUAUUGCCCAUCUGGUUUAUCUACCACAAAGCAGGGGUCCUCAGGUUACUUCUUAGUCAGAACGAUGGUCCAUGUGUCAAUUAUUUUAAAACCCCGAUCUAAACUUAUGGGGUUUACCCCAUGACCGAUGAAACAGACAUAAGAUCAUGAAAAUUACUUUGAGUUAAAGCAUUGCCUAUUUUAGCAUAAUUAUGGGAUUAAAGAUAAAUUAAAUUUAAACACGUUGUACUUGUUAUGCAAUGAUUCCCACUUUAUAUACACCUAUAAAUGCCCCUAAACUUUGAAGUAUAUAGUAUUUAUUUUCCCUUCUAAUACAGUUACAGUGUAUAUGAGAGACAGACGGUGGAAAACUGACAGGAAAUGAGAUGAGAGAUGACAAUAAAAGUUAUUCUCUAACAUCAGCAUCUUAAACCACUAGGCCACCAUUACACCCCAAAACAACAGUACUAGCAAUUGUAUACAAAGAUUUAUUGUAACUUUACUUUAGAUGCCACUUGACUUUGGCCUGUGGGCCAGUAAGUAAGGAGAAAUUAUGUGCUUAAAUGACAAAGAUAUAUUUCAUUUAUAACAAGACAAAAUACAAAAUUGUCCUGCUCUGUGCAUAUCUUGGUUAGAACCAUAGUGUCUCAUAUGAGAAAUGCUAGUGUACUGACAAAACAGAAGCUUUUCAGAUGCCAAAAAGGUAACAGCAUUUAUAAACUCAGUAUGAAAAGCAUUUAUGUUGUGUUUAUGAACAAAAUUUGCCAAUGAUAAUUGCAUUUUGAAUAUCUUGAACAGUUAAGGUUUAAUAUGAUUACAGAAACUGAUGAGUUUAAAGGCUAUGCUUAUGCCUUUUGAUUCAGUAACAACUAGUAAAUAGUGGUUAGGUGACAGAUAAAGGUAAUGUUUUAAUAUCUUUGCAGCUUGGACAAAAAGUAACAACUUGAGUCACUCAAAUGUCCAAUCCAGUUGUUGAAUUUCCCUGUUAAAGCGCUUGAACAGCAUCCUUUCACUAGUAUCUCACACUGUCCCUUGUAUAUAGUUACCAUGUUUUUAUCAUUCCAGAAGUAAUUCAAAUAAAUGAAAACCAAAAAAAAAAAGAACAGAAAAGAAAACAAAAGUAAGAAAAAAAACUUCUUAACAGGGUGUUGUGGAUGUUGACAGAUGAGGUUUUAUGUUCAUAAAACUUACUGUUAAGGUAUUACAAGAUUGAAAGCAUAAGAAAGAAAAACUGUACUUUUUCUUUUUCAGUCCGCCUUUUUUCCACCAAGAAAAGGGCUGCUGAAGUUUCAAGAAUGUUUUCAAAAUGUACUAAAGAUGCAACGUUAUAAAUUCAUGUGUGAGGGUUUGACUCUGUUCUGUUUUGGAAUAUAUACACAUAUAGAAACACUGUUUACCAGAAUCAAAAUGAUGGGCAGGAAGGGAGACUGUGUUUGGAAUGGUCCCAAAAAGUCUAUGACUUACAGAAGAAUCACAGUAACAAAACCUGGUGGUGCAGAGAGCUAAAUCACACUUCAGAACUGGUUGGGAGACAUCACUUAAACAGAAAGAUCUCCUCUGAAUCUGGUUGAUUUCCAGUUUGAAAUGUACUACAUAUGACAUCUGAGGCACACUUGUCAGCCCUUCUACCCAAUGCUAUUCCCCAGUUAGACUAGCAGUACUGAGACUUCUGCCGUGUGGUAGAAACUAAUGUUCUGUAUUAGGACAGUUCCUAUAUAGACACAAUGACAUACCUACCAACACAAGACUGAGUUAAGUGAAGUCUUGAACCAAAUUAUCUUUUCACUGUCAGUAACAAAGAAUAUAAUAAAUUGGGAAAGAUAUAACUGGAAAAUUUCCAAUAAAAGAUAGUGUUGGUAGAUAUGCAAAUGGAGCCCCUAGUUUUGUCUCCCAUCUAGAGGGGCUUGUCAGCACCACAGCACUGAAAAGUAGCUUUCUCUGCUUGUGUCCUUUAACACAACAUAUACCAGUUAGUAGCCCAGUAGCCUAACCAACAUUCCAAAUGUUUAAUUUUCAAGGAGUGGAAACUUUGUGAACCCUAUUAUAUUUUUUAAGUAAAGUAUUGUAUCUUGGUCAUUUUUAUACAUGUUAGUAGGUACCCUUGUUCUGUACUUAACUUUGGAUUUGAUAAGAGCAGUAUGUCCCAAGAUCUAGAAAAUUUGGAUGGGGUGGCCAGGCUGGGGCACAGACACAAAGAGGGGUGGCACAUUUGAAAUACAUGUAUAAAGUAAAUUCAACCCUUGGUUCUCUGAAAUUAUGAACCAUAUAUUAUCAAGAGCUUGUGAGACUCAUACUUAUUUCUUUUACCAACUUUGGCUGUGGUCCUUAUUUACUACCAGCCAGAGACAUUACUGCUGCACAGUGGUUUCCACCACUAAGGUGAAUUAUGCCAAGUGCUCCACAACAACACAGUCGGAGAAAUGAAUGCAAAUAUCAUGGUGCAUGCAUGAUAAAAAAUAGAACUAAUUUGACCAAUAUCAAUUACAAAGCACCUGAAAAUGUUAAUUGUAUUUAAGGCAACAAUUUGUCAUUGUUUUUAAUUUUUCAUUCAUCAAUACUGACAAGCAUCAUAUUUCGACUCUGGCAGGGGAGGCCAGUCAGAUUCUGGGGAUGGCCAGUGCUGCCCCUGCCCACCCCCUGGCUCCACCCCAUGACAUGUCCAUAUCUAUAAUUACAAACUGAGAGAAAACAAGCUAAAGAAUCUACUUUUCAGUCCUGUGGAGUGGGUCUAUUGUAGUGGGCUGUGUCAUUCUCUAGGGCACAACAUUAUAGCAAGAGUAUGCAGAUGAUAACUGCUGAUUGUUAGAGACAUCUGUGUUAUUAGAUAACGCUCAUCUCCCCUUGAAUUAUAAUUAUUUGGUAUGAAAGAGAUGUUAAUUGUGAGUAAUUGUCAACCAGUGAUGUGGAUAUUAAUCAUGCAUUAAAAAGAUGAGCAAAAGAUGAA